Molecule: messenger RNA, 942 nt
Organism: Brassica oleracea var. oleracea
Lineage: Eukaryota; Viridiplantae; Streptophyta; Magnoliopsida; Brassicales; Brassicaceae
Exons: 1
Coding region: 103-696 (197 amino acids)
Molecular function (GO): protein binding
Source: RefSeq, a predicted model, not a curated record
GAGCUACAGGCGCCUCUUUAAAGAAAGAUCUCUGACUCUCAUACACCUUUCUCUUUCAAUAUAUAAGUCUUCUCGGGAGAUCCAGAGGAAGCAAAGGAAGCCAUGGCCACAGAACCACUCAUCCAAGGAGCAAUCAUGCUGCUAGCCUUCGUCAUGUUCUGGGCCCUCAAGUACCUCUCUCAACAAGGCCUAACCAAGUUCCGAUCCAAACACCGAGCCACACUCCAAACCCAGCGUCAGCUCAUCCAAGCCUCUCGCCUCCUCGCUCGAGCCCGAGCCACCACCAAGAAAUCUCAAUCUCAGUCCCUCGCCAAAACCGCGCUCACCGAAGCCGACGACGUGAUCGCGAUCUCUCCAGACGAUGCCGCCGGCCACAUAGUCCGCGCCUUGGCUCUGGAUCUGCUCGGCCACCACACCGCCGCUCUCAAAUCGUUCGAUACGGCGCUGACUUAUCCGCGGCUGAAGUCGCUGUCCGUGGGGGAACGAGCCGACGCGCUUGUGAAGAGAGCUGAGAUGAAGGUUGCUGUGAAUCGGCGGCGGAGAAAUGAUUCGGCGAUCGAAGAUCUGGAAGAGGCGGUUAGGCUCGCCGCCGGGACGGAUACGGCGAGGAUAUUCCGUCUUUUGGGAGAGUGUUAUGAGUACAAGGGCUUGAAUGAAAAGGCCCAGUGGGCUUUUAACGAAGCAUUGAAAGCUUAAUAGAGUUCUGUAACGGUUCGUGAUGGAUGAGAAAGACGGAGACUAGUUCGUAGCUCUCUCUUGCAACUUCUUUUUUGUACCCCGCUAUUUUGUAUUCUUUUAGAUUUGUGACGAUUGAUUAGUUAUGAAAACUUCAAAAGCCAAUUAAAAUUAGAAUUGUUAUUUAUCUGAGGUAACUGACAAGGAAUGAAUUGUGUAUUUUGUGCAAUUAUGCUUUGUUGUAGUUAUAAAAACACUAUAAGCCAA